UCCAAGGCUGUAGUCUUUACAGAAGCAGACUGCCACAUCUUUCUCCUGCAGAGUGGCUGGUGGAUUCGAACCACUGCACCUUGAGACUAGGGGGUGGAAAAGCUUUGCCCUGCCUGAGGAUGGGUCUGGAAAUUACGAGCUCCUUGAAGGCCAGUUAACCCGUUGCCAUGAAAUGGAUUCUGACUCAUGAUGACCUCAUGUGUUAGAGAGUAGAACUGCUCCGUAGAGUUUUCUUGGCUGUUAUCUUUACAGAAGCAGUUUGCCAGGCCUUUCUUCUGAGGAGCUGCUGGGUAAAUUACAACUGUCAACCUUUAGAUUAUUAGUUGAGUGCAAACUGUUUGCUCCACCCAGGAUCCUUGGAGGCAGGGAACGUUAUUCAUCUUCACAUGUCCUAUAGCACCUAGCUCCAUGUCUUGUACAGUGCUUAAUAAAUAAAUGGUUGAUGAAUGAAUAUUGAAAGGUAGCGACAGAGAUCUGGGUAAGGGGCAGAUGAGGUAACUCAUGCCCCCCAGGUGCCUUCUGAGACUCAGGGGCAUGGUCCUUGCUCCCAAAUUUCUUAUUCUCGUGGUUUGUGCCACCAAAUGAUAAUGAUAGCUAUGAACAGGUGUCAAGGGCUUACUACGUGCCAGUCACAGUGCUAAUCAUUUCCUCAGUAUUAUUUUAGUUAAUUCUCACAGUCCUUUGAGAUAGGUGUUCUUGAGUUGGUCCUAUUUUUAAGUCCUAUAUUAAAGGUGAGGAAACAGAUUUUGGAGAGGUUAAGUCAUAAAGAUAAGAAUAGAUGGAAUUGGGUUGAAAUUCCAGAGCCUCUGUGAUUAACUGGGCUGCUCUCUGGAUGGAUGCUUGGAAGUACUAGACUCUCCUUCUCUCUCCCCUCCCUCCGUAGCAAGGGUGAAGGAAAAAGAUGGACAUAACGUUCUGCUUCAAGGGCCGUCGAGUGAGGGUGGUGGUGGUGGGGCUGCAGGAAGAAGAAUUUUUGGUCACCGUGGUGUCUCAGCUUUCCCUCUCCUUCAUGGUUUGAGGGGCAUGUGAUUUGCCCUACCUGCCACCAGAGGGAGCAGAGGCAGGGCUGCUCAGAGGGUGCUGCCUUGUGGGGCUGACUCCUCAUUACCAUACUGUCAGGUGGAGUCCUUUGGGGCAGCUUUUAAUCUGGGUAGUACAGACAGUUAAAGCACUUGGCUACUCACCGACGGGUUGGCAGUUUGAAUCCACCGAGAUAUGCCAAGGAAGAAAGGCCUGGCAACCACUCCCAAAAAAUCAGCCAUUGAAAUCCCUGUGGAGUACAGCUUUACUCUGACACACAUGGGGUCACCAUGAGUAGGAAUCAACUUGAUGGCAAUUGGUUUUACUGGAUGCUAGUCUGGAGGAAUUUUUAGGCUGAGACAAACUCUCUCUCCCCUCCUAUCUAAUGGCCCCGCAGGCUGAGACACUUCAGAGGGACUCCCAGGCUGGGACUCUCUGGGAAGGGGGGUGCUUGGAUGAGACAUUCCAGAGAUGUUCCUACACUGAGGCCCCUCCACAGUGGGACCCUUGGAGAGACCCCAGACUGAGAUUCCUCAGAGGGACCCCAGGCUGAGACAGCCUUGGGGAAACCUCCAGAUUGACAGCCCUCAGAGGGGUCCCCAGGUUGAGGUCCCUCAGAAGAACAUUCAGAAUGAGACACUCUUGGGAGGGUCCCUCCACUGAGAUAGUCACAGAGGGUCCGCUAUCCAGACCAGAAGCACAAGGGAGCUCUAGAAGGAGUCAGAGGGAGGAGCGUUGGGAGGUAUACUCUCAUCUCAGAGUUUAGAAAAGGAGCCUAGGAACUUUGGCUCUGGGCCCACCCCAUUCUUGCUCUGACCCACACUGACUAUCCUCUGCCUUUUUUAACCCCACUCCACUCCGUGCCAAUUACUUCAGGUUCCAGGCCACUGGGCCUGGGAAGGCGCGAGCAGGGCCACUUGGGUUGGGGGUGAACUGAGGCUGAGUCCCUGGACUUGUGAUCCAGUGGGCCUAGGAUGUCAUCCUGGAUACUGGAAUGUGGGCGGGGAUUGCUGUGAAGCCGCUGGGUUCGGGAAAGCCUGGGGAUCUGAGAGAGGGAGAAGCAGGCAGCCAGACUGGUUUGGAGGUAAGUAGAUGCCAGGUAACCCAUUCGGGCCAUGAGGGGAGCUUUCUGGGAAAAGAGAAGUCAGGACAACACUCAGUCCGGCUGGUCCCCUCUACCAGGUUGCAUUUCUCUGGUCCUUUCCUUCUGAUCCAAGUCCUCUUCAUUUAUCUCUGCCACCAGGACUGGGAAAGGCUGGGGUUCUGGGGUCUGGGCAGCCUUGAUAAGUGUCACUAUUCAAAUUGGCCCUGGUUGGGAGGACUGUGUGUGUCACAUCGAAAGUCUAGAGUAGCCCUCAGGGACCUCUCUCAACCCCACAUGCUCCUCAUUCCCUCUGUGCUAGAAACCCUGCCUCGAUCAGCCCUUGCUCCUCCUUUCCUGGUUACUGACGCAGACCUCAGCCACUUCCCUGCCCCACAAUUUCCCUAGGUCCUUUCACCUCCGAGGCUCAACCCUGGAGUGUUUCCUAGCCCUCCCUUUCUCUCUCUCCAGCCUUUCUUCCCACCUCCCCCCACAACCCAGACUGCUGGUCUAGGGUGAGGGGCAUCCCAGACUGAGCCCUCCACGGAUCCCUCCCCGUGGCAGGGUGGGGAGAGAGGGCUAUCUGCUCUGGCCAAAGGAGGGUGGGGCCCACACAGCUGGCUCGGAGCCCAGGCAACUAUAAUAGCAGGGGUGGCUUAGGGAUGAGGCCCAGCCCUCUUUCUCCCCUCCCUUCCCCCAGGUAUAAGAGCUGAGCUCAGGUGAGCUGGCUCCUCCUGUCCUGUCUCAGCGGCUGCCAGCAGGUGGAGCAUGAGGCAUCAGCUCCUUUGGGACAGGCUGUAGAACCACAUACCUCUCCAGAGGAGCAAGUGCACCCAGGGCACCAUGGGACAGUGCCGAUCCGCCAACGCUGAGGAUGCCCAGGAAUUCAGUGACGUGGAGAGGGCAAUUGAGACCCUUAUCAAGAACUUCCACCAGUACUCAGUGGAGGGUGGAAAGGAAACGCUGACUCCCUCCGAGCUACGGGACCUGGUCACCCAGCAGCUGCCCCACCUCAUGCCGAGCAACUGUGGGCUGGAAGAGAAAAUUGCCAACUUGGGUGGCUGCAAUGACUCUAAACUGGAGUUUGGAAGUUUCUGGGAGCUGAUUGGAGAAGCAGCCAAGAGUGUGAAGCUGGAGAACCCUUGCCCAGGGAGCUGAGAAUCUUCUCCUGGAAAUCUUGGGGGGAUGUUGGGGCAAGGGGACCUUAGAGACUGUGGGCCAGGAAAUAAAACCUUCUGUCCACCACUGCCACCUCAUUCUGCAGCCCGCACCUUUUACCUCUGUGUAAUUCAUAGUGGUCCUCCCAGAGGUCUCUGUGUGCCUCCUUCCUAGGAGCUAAUGGGGCCAGAAGUCCCAUCAGAGGGAGGCUCAGGGGGUGGGUUGGGGAUAAGAUCCAUCCUCAGGGAUGGAUGUUGAGGGAUAAGAAUGGUGUAAGGGUCAAGGAAAUUGGUAACGGGGAAAGGGCAGAGAGGAACUGAAGUCUGGGAAAUGACUUGUGAGAGGUGGCUGGGAACAAACAGGGCUGAAUAUUUGGCACUAAAAAGAACCUACAAGAACGUAUCUCUCCCAGUCUCUCCUCCAAUUCAAACUGUAGCUGUCUGUCCUGUGCCUUCUCUUCCCACCUCCAGUUCAGCCCCAGGCUCCUCAUAGGGCUCUGUCCCUGGGGUAAGGCAACAGAGGAGGGGGAGUAGGUUUGGGGAGAGGCUGAGGAGGGCUUGACUUUGGGGGUGAGGGACCAGCUGGGUGCUUAGGUAUUUACUGAAUUAUGGUUGUUUUGUAUCAUUUGAUUAAUAAAAAAAAUAGAAAAAGUGAAAGCUGUUGUCUUUUUUUUUUUUAAUUUAACAUUUUAUUGUGCUUUAGGUGGAAGUUUACAUACCAAAUUAAUUUUCCAAUCAGUGAUUCUUAUGCAAAUUGUUUCAUGAUUUUGGUUGCAAUCCCUGCAGUUUGUCAGCACUCCCCCAUUUCCUCCCUAGGUUUCCCGUUUUUUUUUUUUUUUUCAUUAGUCAUGUUUCCCUCUCCCUCCCUGUUUUUUCAUCUUUGGUUUUGGUCAAAUGUUGCCCUUUUGGUCUCCUGUGGUUGAUUGUUCUAAGAAGCACAUUCUUCCCGGAUGUUAUUGUUGAUGUUAUAGCGCUGUCUAUUAUUUGGCUGAAAAGUGGUCUCCGGGAGUGUUUAUAGUUUCAAGUUAGAAGUUAGUUUUGGGGCAAUAGUCUUGGGAGUUCCUCCAGCCUCUUUCAGGCUUUUAAGUCUGAUCUUUUUUUAAUUUGAAUUUUGUCCCACACUUUUUACCUAUUCUAUUUGAAAAGCUGUUGUCUUGAUAGGACAUCCCAUGGGUGUUUGAAGGUCCACGGGGUGAGGGGGGUUGGGGAUGGGCGACAGCCAGUGGGAGGGGUGGGACAUGUCAGGGCUGGAGUGGUUGGCAGCAGAAGUGAACGGGGAUUCACUUAUCCCCAUGGGCUUGGGCUGAGGGUGGUUCCCGAUCCAAAAGGUGGGAGAACUGGUCCUCUCUGAGGGAUGGGCUUGUCUGUUUGGUGGCCUGGCCCUCUGACAGAAGAUGAGGUGCGUGUGUACACCUGGAGAAAAGGAUGUGAACCCAGAUGUCCUGAAACCUGGCUGACUGUUAGCAAGGGAAACUCAGAGCUGAGGAACAGGCUGGCAAGCCUGGGUUUGAAUCCUUGCAGCGCCACUUACUAUCUUAGGGACUUUGGCAUGCUCUCAGAGUAUCAGUUUCCUCAUCUGUAAAAUGGGAAUAUUAAUAGCACGUCCCUCACAGGAUUGUUAAGGUGAUACUGCGCUGCAUCAUGUCAAGUACUUAGCAGAAAGCCUGACACGUAGUGAGUGAUCAGUGAACACAAAUCGUAUCUGUGGAGGUAGGUGAGUGGGUUCCCUCUCUGGUGUCAGCUGCCACCUCUGUAUAGUGAGAUGGCACCUCCCAGUUUCCAUGGGUAUCUUGGGGAAGGGGUGGAGGAUAGUUACCAGAGGUGUCCUGUGCUGUGCAUGAGAAUGGGCCAUGGACUUCCUGGGUGGUACCAACAGUUAAGUGCUGGGCUCCUAGCUGAAAAUUUGGUGGUAUGAACAUACCCAAGGUGCCUUGGAAGACAACAAGCCUGGCAAUUUGCUUCCGAAAAAUUCACGGCCUUGAAAACAAUAUGGUUCCAUUUUAUUCUGCACACGUGGUGUUGCCGUGAGUUGGAAUCAACUUGACAGCAACCACCACCAACAGGGAUGGGUCUCAGGAGAAUUCCCCAUGGACUGAACUGGAGAUGGAAGACCAGGAGCAACACUGGGGCCCACGGAAAUCAGGUGUGACUCCUGAAAUACCAACAGCAAGGAAGUUUCUGUGGCCAGCCAGGCUGGCCUGGAAUGCUAACUGAACUGGUCUGUUGGGGGCCCCUAAAACUGGGCUCUCGGUGACCCAGGUGAGAAGGGCAGGUGACAGUCCUUCCCUUCCUGUCUUCACCAUGUCCGGUUCUGAUCAGGC
Loxodonta africana (African savanna elephant) is the source of this 5579-nucleotide messenger RNA. It is a transcript of the gene S100A14, whose product is annotated as S100 calcium binding protein A14. NCBI's taxonomy places the organism in Eukaryota, Metazoa, Chordata, Mammalia, Proboscidea, Elephantidae. Gene Ontology annotation, cellular component: perinuclear region of cytoplasm. The coding region runs from base 2945 to 3259 and encodes 104 amino acids. Gene Ontology annotation, biological process: toll-like receptor 4 signaling pathway; response to lipopolysaccharide; positive regulation of monocyte chemotaxis. Gene Ontology annotation, molecular function: calcium ion binding; chemokine receptor binding; calcium-dependent protein binding. The record is from RefSeq and is a predicted model, not a curated record. The transcript is spliced from 4 exons.